AUGGUUUUCCUCACAGCAAGGACGGUCACCGCGCGGCUGCACCCAUCCUUCGUUCAACGCAUUGCGCCCAGAGCAAUCGCACACCCAAGAGUAUCUGCCAACGUGACAGCAGGGUUCGCAACCGCCUCCACCGCCAGGCCUCUUGAACCGGUCCAGGACAAAGAGCUGCACGAAUACGGUCGCUUCAUCGCCUCCUGCCUGCCCAAGUACAUUCAACAAUUCUCCCUUUACAAAGAUGAACUCACGCUCUACGUCGCGCCGUCUGGUCUCGUCCCCACCAUGCUCUUUCUUCGCGACCACACCGCCUGCCAGUUCAAACAGAUCGCCAACCUGUCCGGCGUUGACUACCCGACCCGCUCAAACCGUUUUGAGGUCGUCUACAACAUGUUGUCUCUUCGCUACAACACCCGUAUCCGCGUGAAGACAUAUGCCACGGAGGUGUCUCCCGUGCCCUCGAUGACGCCUUACUUCCCCGGUGCCAACUGGUUUGAGCGGGAAGCGUACGACAUGUACGGCAUCUACUUUGUCAACCACCCGGACUUGCGGAGGAUCUUGACCGACUAUGGGUUUGAGGGUCAUCCUUUACGGAAGGAUUUCCCGUUGACGGGUUACGUGGAAGUUCGAUACGAUGACGAGAAGAAGCGUGUCGUUGCCGAGCCUUUGGAGUUGACACAGCACCUCCGUGCUUUUGAUUUGCAAUCGCCUUGGGAACAAACCGGCGAAGGAACCCCGCAGCCAAAGUUCUUGAAGGAGGCGGCCAAGCAGGAGAAGAAGGACGAGGCUAAACCCGCUCGAUAG
Messenger RNA from Fimicolochytrium jonesii, 798 nucleotides. RefSeq lists its product as uncharacterized. NCBI's taxonomy places the organism in Eukaryota, Fungi, Chytridiomycota, Chytridiomycetes, Spizellomycetales, Powellomycetaceae. The record is from RefSeq and is a predicted model, not a curated record. The transcript is spliced from 4 exons. Gene Ontology annotation, molecular function: NADH dehydrogenase (ubiquinone) activity. Bases 1 to 798 code for a protein of 265 amino acids.